CAAAAAUGUUCAAAUAUGUAGGCAGUCUAGGCACUUUUGCCACUUUCCUCAAUUUUCUAAUUCACAUUCCUCAGACGCCUCUCUCUGUCUCUCAUAACCCCUCUCCCGCCACCGGGCAACAUACGACCCGGUCGUACAACUCCGCCGGUGACUGCAAUUUAUGCACGCAUAGAUAAAUAAGGAUAUCCCACGAUGCCGGAAGGAGAGCGGCAGAGGCAGAGUCGAUCUUCAACGAGUAGAGAACCGGCUAGAGGGGCUCGAGUGUCGUUGAAGUUACUCUUCCGAGUCGCUUCGGUCGCCGGCGGGAUACAGUUCGGAUGGGCUUUACAGCUAUCUCUGCUCACGCCAUACGUACAAGAGCUCGGAAUCCCUCACGCGUGGGCCAGUAUCAUCUGGCUCUGCGGCCCGCUCUCCGGCCUGUUCGUUCAGCCGCUGGUUGGACUCAUCAGCGACCGAUGUACCAGCCGGUUCGGCCGCCGCCGCCCGUUCAUCCUGGGCGGCGCCAUCUUUAUCAUAGUUGCGGUUCUUAUAAUCGGAUUUUCCGCUGAUAUUGGCUGGCUCUUCGGCGAUCGAGGCGGUGUUAAGGUACGCGCAAUCGCCGCCUUCGUUGUCGGCUUUUCGCUCCUCGAUGUGGCGAAUAACGUGACUCAGGGACCAUGUAGAGCUCUUCUCGCCGAUCUUACAAAAAAGGAUAAUCGAAGGACCCGCGUAGCAAAUGCGUAUUUCUCCUUGUUUAUGGCUGCGGGUAACAUACUUGGUUAUGCAACUGGAUCAUACAGUGGCUGGUAUAAGAUAUUUCCUUUCACCCUAAAUGAUGCUUGUGCGGUCAACUGUGCAAACCUCAAGGCUGCUUUCCUCCUUGACAUCAUUUUCAUUGUAAUAGCUACAUAUAUAAGCUUAUCAGCUGUCAAAGAGGAGCCAUUGAGUCCACAAUGUGCUACUGCUCAAACUGGCGUUGAUGCUGAACAGUCCACCAAUGGCCAGGAAGAACCUUUUCUAUGGGAACUCUUUGGAACUUUUAAAUACUUUCCUUCUACCGUUUGGAUUAUUCUGCUUGUCACUAUGCUGACUUGGAUUGCCUGGUUCCCGUUUACCCUCUUUGACACUGAUUGGGUAGGUCGUGAAAUAUAUGGGGGUGAGCCAAAUGGAGCAAAUUAUAGCAACGGAGUCAGAAUGGGCUCAUUGGGUUUAAUGUUGAACUCUGUGGUUCUUGGAUUAACUUCAGUGUUUAUGGAAAAGCUUUGUGGAAAAUGGGGGGCUGGUUUUGCAUGGGGAGUUUCUAACAUUGUUCUGUCUUUGUGCUUCAUAGCAAUGCUUGUAAUCACUGCCAUAAGGAACCACAUGGACAUUACCCUUAAUGAUCCUCCUCCAAAUGGCAUUGUUAUUGCUGUGUUGAUAGUUUUCACUAUUCUUGGGGUGCCGCUAUCUAUAACUUAUAGUGUUCCAUAUGCAUUGGUAUCCUCGCACAUUGAGAACUUGGGGCUUGGCCAAGGACUAUCCAUGGGUGUACUAAAUCUGGCAAUCGUUAUACCUCAGAUAUUGGUUUCCAUUGGUAGUGGUCCCUGGGAUGAGCUAUUUGGUGGAGGCAAUUCACCUGCCUUUGUUGUGGCAGCAAUUUCUGCAUUUGCUGCUGGACUUGUGGCCAUCUUGGCUAUUCCUCGAACAAGACUUCACAAGCAGAAGAGUCUCCCUUAGGGGUUCAUGUCUUGUUGAGGUGAUAUCUUGGUACGGCUGGAUUAUCUUUACUUCAGCCAUUCAGGUGCUUGAUUCUUCCCAGUUGAAAAUUUGCUCAAUUGAAGACUUUUAUUAGUCCAGCAUUCCAACAUUUACAGCGAGGUAUUUUAUCAUAAAUUCAUUUUAUUUCAUUUUCCAUCUAGAGAGGCAUAAAGUUUUUUGUAAAAAUUGGUGUCACCUCUUUGGUUUUUAUGAAAAGAGCUCUUAAACGCUGCUCUCUCUAUCAUUUGUUUAGCCAGGUUUCUCAUCACAGUUUACUUUUUCCGACUGUUCACUUUAAAUAUGAGUGCUUCUAUAUAUGAAGAAGCAAACAUGUCACAGCAGCAGUUGUCUGAAUAUGAGUGUAAAGGCUGUUGAUCAUUGUAAUAAAUAAAUGAAUACUGGAAAAGUUUGGCGAGUGCUUAUUUGUAUUUAUUUCCCCUUCAACCAUAGAUUGUCUUCAUUCUCUGGGUACGUUUUAUUUUGUUUCCUUCCACGGUCAGAUCAAGAUAUUUGUGUUAUUGUGCAAAUGU
Molecule: messenger RNA, 2246 nt
Organism: Cuscuta epithymum
Lineage: Eukaryota; Viridiplantae; Streptophyta; Magnoliopsida; Solanales; Convolvulaceae
Source: the annotation of a GenBank genome assembly